Messenger RNA from Cornus florida, 1848 nucleotides. RefSeq names its product allene oxide synthase 3-like. Gene Ontology annotation, biological process: sterol metabolic process. The record is from RefSeq and is a predicted model, not a curated record. Gene Ontology annotation, molecular function: oxidoreductase activity, acting on paired donors, with incorporation or reduction of molecular oxygen; heme binding; iron ion binding. The transcript has a single exon. Bases 51 to 1541 code for a protein of 496 amino acids. NCBI's taxonomy places the organism in Eukaryota, Viridiplantae, Streptophyta, Magnoliopsida, Cornales, Cornaceae.
AUUCAUCCAAACCUAACAUACGUACAUUCUAUCCAAAGCUAAGCAAUAUUAUGUCGUCUUCAUCUUCUUCGUCCUCUCCAACCAACCACCGUCCAUGUCCAUCUUUUCUCGAUGACUCAGAACUUCCACUAAGAGAAAUCCCCGGCAACUAUGGCUUACCGUUCUUGGGUCCUAUAAGAGACCGUCUCGACUACUACUAUAACCAAGGCCAAGACGAGUUCCUCCGCACUCGCAUGCAAAAAUACCAAUCCACCAUUUUCAGAACCAACAUGCCACCCGGUCCUUUCAUGGCCUCCAAUCCCAAAGUCGUCGCCGUCCUCGACGCACUCAGCUUCCCCGUCCUCUUCGACACCUCCAAAGUCGAAAAACGGAACGUCCUCGACGGCACCUACAUGCCCUCCACCUCCCUCACCGGCGGCUACCGCGUCUGCGCCUUCCUCGACCCCUCCGAGCCCAACCACACCACUCUCAAAUCCUUCUUCCUGUCUUUCCUAGCGGCCAAGCACCAAAAAUUCAUCCCAACGUUCCGAACCGCCAUGUCAGACCUCUUCACCAGCCUCGAGGACGAACUCUCCGAUAAUGGCAAAGCAGACUUCAAUACCCUCAGUGACAACAUGUCAUUUAACUUUGUGCUAAACUUGUUGUUUGAUUCUAACAUCUCUAAUUCUAACAUUUCCGAAGCCAAAAUCCGAGAAAACGGAUCAAAACUCAUGACCAAGUGGUUGUUUUUUCAGUUAGCUCCUCUGAUGACACUAGGGUUGAAGUAUGUUCCGAACUUUCUAGAAGAUCUUCUGCUACACACAUGUCCAUUGCCACCUUUUCUCGUAAAAUCCGACUACCGGAAGCUUUACCAGGCGUUCUACACGUCGGCGAGUUCGGUUUUGGACGAGGCUGAGAGGCGUGGGAUGAAGCGUGAUGAAGCUUGCCAUAACCUAGUGUUUCUUGCGGGGUUCAAUGCUUAUGGUGGCAUGAAGGUUCUGUUUCCGGCUUUGAUCAAGUGGGUGGGAUCAGCAGGAGAAAGUUUGCACCGGCGGUUAGCCGAUGAAAUCAGGGCCGUCGUUAAGUCCGAAGGCGGGGUCACACUAUCAGCAUUAGACAAGAUGAGUUUGACAAAGUCAGUUGUGUAUGAAGCAUUGAGGAUUGAGCCUCCGGUUCCGUUCCAGUACGGUAAGGCCAAGGAGAAUAUGGUGGUCCGCAGCCAUGAUGCCAAGUUUGUGGUCAAGAAAGGUGAGAUGAUCUUUGGAUAUCAGCCGUUCGCUACCAAGGAUCCUAGGGUUUUUGAAAAACCAGAGGAGUUUGUGGGGGAUAGGUUUGUUGGUGACGGAGAGAAAUUGCUGAAGUAUGUGUACUGGUCAAACGGACGUGAGUCUGAUGAUCCAACGGCUGAGAACAAACAGUGUCCGGCGAAAGAUCUGGUGGUGCUCAUGUCCAGGGUAAUGUUGACGGAGUUUUUCCUCCGGUAUGAUACGUUCACGGUUGAGGUCGGAAAGCUCUUGUUGGGUUCAUCUGUGACAAUCAAGUCAUUGACCAAAGCCACAUGAUGAUCAUGAUCAUGAUCAUGAUCAACUUGACUCUACCUUUAUGUUUUUGAAAUCAAGUCGUUAACCAAAGUCACAUGAAUGCAUUUACGAUCAUAAUAAACUAUAUUUGUUCAGGCUCAAGUUGUUUGCAACUAGGUUGAUGAUGAAUAUUUCAGCUUUCUUGGUCGUGUUGUAUAUCUGUUAGAGGUGAUAGGGAGUGUAGAUUUGUCCUAGUCUUUUAAUUAUUUGUAUUUGCAUUAUGAAGAAAUGUUUAAUGCAUUUCAACUUCGUAUUUGAGCUUGAAUUCUUAUUGUAUGAUUGUAUUAUA